This is a messenger RNA of Owenia fusiformis, 1782 nucleotides long. The record is from the annotation of a GenBank genome assembly. NCBI's taxonomy places the organism in Eukaryota, Metazoa, Annelida, Polychaeta, Sabellida, Oweniidae.
CCGGAAGUGAUUCACCUGACAUACAACUUUUCAACUUUCUUUGAAAGAAUGAAUAAUCUGCUGUAUAUUGAUACUGCUGUGCCACAGGUGUAUAAAUAGAUAGCUAUGAUUGGACAAUUGGGUUUAAACUAACAAUUUAAGGAGGUAAGGAUCAGACAUGUCCGUGAAGGCUAGUUUUCAGUCCUAUAGCAGGCAUUGUGUCAAAAGUGGAUGGUUGAAGAAACAAGGUGGUGUAGUGAAAUCAUGGAAAGAAAGAUUCUUUAUCAUUAAAGGAGGCUAUAUGACGUAUUAUGCCAAAGAAGAUGACAGUAAGAAACUGGGAAGUAUAGAACUGAUAGGCAAUAGAGUGGUUGAAGUUCCCAGCUCUAAUAAUGGGGAUGACCCACCCAGGUUCCUGUUUGAAAUUAUAUCAGGAGAGGGACAGGGUAAGAUGGCCAGUAAUCAUGAGACAUAUCUGCUGUGGGCUGAGACAGACCAGGAAAGAAAAGACUGGAUGAAGGCUAUAAGACGUGUUAUGUAUGCAUCCAUUGGAGGAGCCAUAUUUGGGCAGAACCUACGUGAUACUAUGCUGUAUGAGAGCAGACAAGGUCAGAGAAAGGUACCUCAGAUUGUGGAACAAUGUACUGACUUCAUCAUCAAACAUGGCCUUGAGGUUGAGGGAGUAUUCAGGCUCCCAGGUCGAGCAGCAUUCAUCAAAGAGAUACGUGAGAGAUAUGACCUUGGCCAGAGACCUGACCUUGAACAACUUGGAGCUGAUAUCCACACCGUCUGCUCGCUUUUGAAAUUGUACUUACGUGAACUGCCAGAGCCUCUAAUCCCAUAUGAAAUGUAUGAAAAGUUUUACAAAGUGGCCAUGAGGGAUAUUUGUGAAGAUGAGGAUAAGGCCUUCGAUAAACUGAUAGAGUAUUUGUCAAAAGUGCCCGUUUAUGACUACAAUGUAUUGAAACAUAUGUGCAAGUUUCUGCAUACAAUAACAGAACACUGUGAGGUCAACAAAAUGCACGCUGUAAAUUUGGGAACUAUUUUCAACAUCAGUUUUAUCGCUCCCAAUGAUGAUGACCCAACAUUGUUGAUGGGGGUUUCCCCAGGGUUAACACAAAUCAGCGCACUUUUGAUUGCGAAUCAAGAGCGACUUUUCAAAUUGGAGUAUAAUUCUAAUGGAGACUCGAUUGUCGUGGAUAAUUUACUGGAUAUGGAAAAUCAGGAGACCAGUGAACAAAGUCUUGUACCCCCACUCACCCCAGCAACUGUGGAGCUGAUGACUGGUUUGACAUUGUCCUCGGAAGAAGCUAGAGAAAUGAUGAAAAAUGGAUCGGGGGAAUUGUCAGAUUCCUUAUCUACAGAUUCAGACAGUUCAUCAGCUAAGGACUUUGCAGAACUUGAUCCUAUUAGUUAUAUAAGCAGACUUGAACAAGAGAUCUCUAAAUUAAAAUCAGAACUAAAGUCAACGAAAAAAGAGAAAAAAGCCUUAAAAGAGAAAUAUGAGAAACAGAUUGUGCAGAUGGCGAAAAAAAUGUCGGAUGAAAAAGAGUCAACCGCAGCGUCUGUUGCAAGGAUCAUUGAUCUCCAGUCAAAGCUUCAGGAAUAUCAGCUGAAAUAUGGACCUCUGGGCUAAGACUAUCUCUUUUUCAUUUCAAAAUGUCAUCUGGUCACGCUGACUUGAGUAGGAAGGUAAUAGCGGGAUAAGGAUAAUAGUUGACACUCAAAAGUGUACAGAAGUGGCAGAAAUACAGAAGGUUUAUUAAAAGUUUUAAGAGAAAUAUGUGAUAAAGCAGGACCAAU